Messenger RNA from Dothidotthia symphoricarpi CBS 119687, 795 nucleotides. RefSeq lists its product as uncharacterized. The record is from RefSeq and is a predicted model, not a curated record. Lineage: Eukaryota; Fungi; Ascomycota; Dothideomycetes; Pleosporales; Dothidotthiaceae. The transcript has a single exon. Bases 121 to 627 code for a protein of 168 amino acids.
GAGAAGGGCAAUGCAUGAGGAGAUGAUGGGUAGUAAUAUGGACUGCGGGAUAGGUUCAUGUGUUGAUAGAUCACUGGAUGAUACCUCAACGAACACCUAACAUUUGUUACAAUUUCUGGCAUGCACAACUUCGUCCCAUGGCAUCUCUCACUGAACGUGGUUUGUCGAUGUUAUUUAUUCUUGUGGUAUGCUCAUCUCUACAGAGAUCGGGGAUAUCUUUGCGGGUCGACGGAUCUCUUCAUCCCCAGGCAUCACAACCUCUCUUCCUCCAAACACCCACCCCUCAACACGCUUAUGAGCCCCCUUGCGCAUCCCCUCCUCAUCUUCUCCUGCCAACGCACAGACCGGCCAAUCCACCUUCCCACCCUCCAGCGUCAGCCCUCGUUCAAUCAUGCGCGCAACGAUCUGCAUUUCAAGAACACACAUAAGCAUGGCAUCAAAGUCGCCGCCUCGGUGUUUGGUAAAGUACGCGUUGAUGCGCUCACUUUGACACUGGUAUUUGUGUGUGUAGCGAAAUUUGCGAAUAGCGUUGUAUUUGGGCGUAAGGGUGGUGCGGGCAAGGACGAUGAGUUCGCGCAGAUAAUGGGUGAGUUUGCUAGGAUCUGGCGCGAGACUGGAAGAAAAUGACGAGGAGGAUGAAGUCCUCGUGCUGGCUGAGCUGUUACUUCGAGAAGACAUUUGGAUGGCGGGUUGGGGAAUAUUGAGGUGAGGUGACUGUGCGCGGAUCGCAAGAGUUUAGGCGCGUUUGUAGGCGUCGUGGAGGUGGUCUGGAACGUUGAGAUAUUUGCGUGUGUG